UUUAAGGAAGUCAAAUGUUGUGUCUCCACUGCUUCUGUCCGGAAAUAUUAAAUUAAAUGAGCUGCUUGACUAUUUCAACUGCAUAUAUAUCACGUGUGAGUAAUUCAAAUAUAAAAAUAGUUUUGAACAUCUGAUCGCAGUAAUAAGGGACAAGCCGAGCCGCCAAUCAUUUGUCCAACAUGGCCAGCAGUAGUCCGGUACCGAGUGUCCAAAAUGUGGUUGCAGAAGCUCGACGUGCGUUCCAGGCGAACUUUGGGGGACAGGAUCCGGAGGUUGCCGUGUGUGCACCUGGACGAGUCAAUUUAAUUGGAGAGCACACCGAUUACAAUGAAGGAUUUGUUCUCCCAAUGGCACUGCCUCUUGUGACAGUUAUGGUGGGCAGUCGGACCGCUGACCAAAAUGUUUCCAUUGUAACUACAACUGAGGCUGUGGAUGAGCCAAGGAGGGUAGACUUUGUUCUGCCAAAAGACAACCAGCCUCUGUCUCCUGGGCAGCCAAGCUGGGCUAAUUACAUAAAAGGAGUUUUACAGCACUACAGGGCACAGCCGUUGCCUGGAUUCAGAGCAGUAGUGGCAAGUAGUGUGCCACUGGGAGGUGGGUUGUCCAGUUCAGCCUCUUUGGAAGUGGCAGUUUAUACAUUCCUUCAGCAGCUGUGCCCAGAUGACGGGGACAAGUUGGCGAAGGCUCUGGCAUGCCAGCAGGCAGAACAUACCCAUGCAGGAGUGCCUUGUGGCAUCAUGGAUCAGUUUGUGUCUGUCCUGGGAUCAGAGGGCCAUGCCUUGCUGAUCGAUUGCAGGUCUUUAGAGGCCACGUUAGUUCCUCUUGCAGACCCAAACCUGGUCAUCCUAAUUACCAACUCCAAUGUACGGCACUCUCUGACAGGCAGUGAGUAUCCAAGUCGACGGAGGCAAUGCGAAGAGGCAGCAGCUACUUUAGGCAGGAGCAGCUUGAGGGAGGCCUCUUUGCAGGACUUGGAGGAUGCCAAGGGGAACUUGGACAGCGUGACUUUCCAGCGAGCACGUCAUGUGAUUGAAGAGAUUAAGCGCACUGCAGAAGCCGCAGAAGCAUUGAAACAAGGGGCAUACCAAGAGUUUGGAAAACUCAUGGUUGAGAGUCAUAACUCACUCAGGGACCAUUAUGAAGUGAGCUGCAAGGAGCUGGACCAGCUUGUUACUGCAGCCAUGGGUGUGGAGGGGGUUUAUGGCAGCCGCAUGACCGGGGGAGGGUUCGGUGGGUGUACUGUUACACUUUUGGAGGCUGGUGCUGUCGACAAGACAAUUCAGCACAUCAAGGAACAUUACCAUGGUUCCCCCACCUUCUACAUCACUCAACCAUCAGACGGGGCACGAGUCUUAAGCAUAUGAGAUGCCAAUGCAGAUUCAUAUUUCAUAUGGUACACAGUUAACUGAUUAUAUUAAAAUGACUUCACAUUCGAACAGCAAUAAAUCAAAUCAAGUGUAUACAACUGUUUAUUUAAAAAAUAAUCAAAACCGUGUGCCCAGUGCAUUCAUCUUCUGAUAUGAGGUAGUGAUUGUUUUGUUUUUUGUUUUUUUGUGGUUGUUUUGUUUUUUGCUUUCAAUUCUUUAAUUUCAGUUGAUGAAGACACAUGGAAUAUUGUGCCAUUAAUAUUUUUUUGUAUUAUUCUUAUUUGCUGAUUAACUAGCUUUCCCACAAAACAACAGGUACACGCAUGGCAUUACAUUAACAAAAUAAAUUAAAAAAAUCGUAUUUUUACAUAUCUAAA
Messenger RNA from Conger conger (European conger), 1744 nucleotides. RefSeq names its product galactokinase 1 (gene galk1). Gene Ontology annotation, molecular function: ATP binding; galactokinase activity. The coding region runs from base 180 to 1364 and encodes 394 amino acids. Gene Ontology annotation, biological process: galactose metabolic process; carbohydrate phosphorylation. The transcript is spliced from 8 exons. Lineage: Eukaryota; Metazoa; Chordata; Actinopteri; Anguilliformes; Congridae. The record is from RefSeq and is a predicted model, not a curated record. Gene Ontology annotation, cellular component: cytoplasm; cytosol.